AUUCUUGUCUUCAUACGGCUAGCGCCAAAAAACUGAUUGAGAGACGUGGUCCAACAAAGAAGAAAACGGGCUUGCAAACCAAGUGGCUCUUGCUCUUAUUACUAGUUCCCCGCUCUGCUUCACAAAAAAUAUCUCAAAUUUAUAGUAUCUCUCUGAUCAAGCUUCAAUGGCUGCAUUAAGUUCAGUUUCAGUAGCGCACGUAUCAUUUUCCAUAUCUAACCCUCAAAUCCCAAGAAGUUACAGACGUUUGCCUACUUUAUUUGCAUCAGCAUCAGCAUCAACUACACCUUCCCACGAAUCAUCUUCAUCCACACAAAGUGGGAGUGUAUUAUCCUCAACUAAUUCUCCACCAAAAGUGCCCUUUGUUGAGUCCUCUAAAACCCCGGAUAAUGGAUUCAACUAUGCUUUGGCAAAUCCUAAUGGAAACCCAGUUGUUAGAUUUGUUCAGCACACAGAAUCAACAAUUGAAAGGGCAAUAUUUGACUUUCGUUUUCUAGCAUUCCUUGCUAUCGGAGGCUCAUUGGCUGGUUCGCUGCUCUGCUUCCUCAAUGGUUGUGUCUACAUUAUUGACGCUUACAAGGUUUAUUGGACGAGCUGUGUCAAGGGAAUUCACACAGGACAAAUGGUUCUGCGUUUGGUUGAAGCUAUAGAUGUUUAUCUUGCUGGGACCGUGAUGUUCAUAUUUGGGAUGGGCUUAUACGGAUUGUUUAUCACUAAUGUCUCUGCUAAUGUGGAUCCAACUGCCGACCGUGCCCUCAAGCACUCUUCCUUGUUUGGGAUGUUUGCUCUGAAGCCAAAUGAAACUCCUAAAGGUUCAUUGUAUCAUCUAUUCCUGCUAGCAGUCUGCUGAAGAUUGUGGUACUCUCACGACUACAAUAAAUUCUGAAUAUCCCCCAGAAGACUAAUAUAAGAGGUAUUGAAGAUUUAAUUAGAUUGCUGAAGAUUGUAGUAAUCAUAAAAAGCAUAAGUUUCACGAAGCGAGUAAUAUUCUUUCUCUUGUACCUAACUACUGUUUUGACCCUUUAAAUGUGCAUUAGAGAUUUGAAAGUCUAGUCCAGUUUGUGAUUGAAGGAAAAAUGUUGCUGUAACAUGUAAACUUGUGAAGAUGACUGCAUCUUGCAUACAUCAACCAUGAAACAUGUGCAAUUGUGGGUAUAGA
Molecule: messenger RNA, 1159 nt
Organism: Nicotiana tabacum (common tobacco)
Lineage: Eukaryota; Viridiplantae; Streptophyta; Magnoliopsida; Solanales; Solanaceae
Source: RefSeq, a predicted model, not a curated record